Messenger RNA from Fraxinus pennsylvanica, 717 nucleotides. NCBI's taxonomy places the organism in Eukaryota, Viridiplantae, Streptophyta, Magnoliopsida, Lamiales, Oleaceae. The record is from the annotation of a GenBank genome assembly.
AUGAAGCGGCGGAGAGAGGCGGAGAUGUCGUCGGAGAUAAGGUCAGCCAUUCAAGAGCUGUCGUCUGCGGCUGAGAGAGACGUUGUUAAACCUGCGGCGAAGAGAGAAAGCGUUAAACCUGCGGCGGAGAGAGAAGGAGACGAUCUUCAAACAACACUGCAAAUUCCCAUCAAACCAUUUCUCUCUCUAUGCAAACUUCUGAUUCAAGUUCUUGAUAAGAUAGGGCCAACAAUGGCUGUCCUGAGGCAAGACAUUCAUCAGAAUAUCCAGAGAUUGGAGACGAUCCAUGAUUCUGAUCCAUUGAUAUAUUGGGAUGUGGUUGAAAUAUUGAGGAAAGAGGUCAGUGAAGGAAAGGCCAAGAAGGGUCCCACAUGCAGUAAAGCCUUUGUUUGGCUUACCAGAUCACUGGACUUUUCAGUAGCUUUGUUAAAAUUACUCGUUGAGGAUUUUGAGAGGAACAUGGAACAAGCCGUGGAAGAUUCAUAUAAUAUCACUCUUAAGCCAUGGCAUGGAUGGAUUUCUUCUGCAGCUUAUAAAGUAGCUCUCAAACUAGUGCCCGACACCAAAAGUUUGAUAGAUAUUCUCAAGGCCAAAGAUGCAGACGAUGAUACGCUUAAAAAAGAGAUGCAAACCCUCAUUUCUUUAGUUGUACCCGAGUUAGAACGAAAUUAUGAAACUAUGAGAACGUACGGGUUGGAUAAGUUGAAGUCCACUUGA